AUGGACCUCGGCUCGAACUUUGUUGCGAAAUUGGAACCAUAUCUUUUGAUGGGCAAAAGCAUGAAAGGCGCGGCCGCGGCGAAGUUGAUCCAAGACGCCACUUCUGCCCCCGGUGUAUUUGUCUUUGGUGAAUUGUUCGAACUUCCAGGGAUUCGGGAUCUUGAGAAGAAUGAACAACACAGCAAAUCGUACAAGCUUCUCCAAUUGUUCGCGUACAAGACUUAUUGGGAUUACCUUGAAAACAGAGACCAGCUACCUGCUCUCAAUGAAGCUCAGACCAUCAAGCUGAAGCAUCUCUCGAUUGUGUCGAUGGCUACUGAGAGACGGAUACUUCCUUACCCACAACUCAUGUCUUCACUUGCGAUGUCUACAAUUAGGGACCUUGAAGACCUCAUCAUCGAUGCUAUAUAUCUUGACAUUCUACGCGGCAAGCUCGACCAGAAGGAGUCUCAACUUGAAGUGGAAUACACGAUGGGAAGAGACUUGGAGCCGGGGAAAGUUGAAGCAAUGUUGAAUGCCCUCAGAGACUGGGCUUCGACAACAUCCGCAGUCCUUGCUACCCUCGACUCCCAAAUCAGUACAAUAUCUGCUCAAACCGACUUCGAUCAGAAGCAAAAGGAGGACUACGAAGUCCACGUCCAGCAGAUUAUCAAAGAAGUCAACGAUAAGAAGGAAUCCAAUUCAUCUUACCCGUUGUCUUCAGGGACGAGGAGACUGCAAGGUCAGAACACAACGGGAAGCGGGGAUCGGAUGGAUGUCGAUGAGCCCGAAGUACAGGGCUUAGUCUCUGGUGGUUCGAAAGGAAAAAACCGCAAGGCUCCACAAGCAGAGGCGAAGCCCUCAAGGAAGCGCAACAGAUUCUAA
Messenger RNA from Lentinula edodes (shiitake mushroom), 864 nucleotides. RefSeq lists its product as uncharacterized. The coding region runs from base 1 to 864 and encodes 287 amino acids. The record is from RefSeq and is a predicted model, not a curated record. Lineage: Eukaryota; Fungi; Basidiomycota; Agaricomycetes; Agaricales; Omphalotaceae. Gene Ontology annotation, cellular component: COP9 signalosome. The transcript is spliced from 6 exons.